Mizuhopecten yessoensis (Yesso scallop) is the source of this 516-nucleotide messenger RNA. Its product is annotated as U3-aranetoxin-Ce1a-like. NCBI's taxonomy places the organism in Eukaryota, Metazoa, Mollusca, Bivalvia, Pectinida, Pectinidae. The coding region runs from base 90 to 428 and encodes 112 amino acids. The record is from RefSeq and is a predicted model, not a curated record. The transcript is spliced from 4 exons.
GGAAGCGAUAAGAACAAAUACUGUACUAUAGACUAUCUGCUGAUAACACCGCGAAAUCUGUAGAUAUUGUCAGUACCUACUUAUUAACAAUGACGUCUAGUGCGAUUUUUAUCACCGCUUUACUGGCAGUAAUUGUCGUAUUGUUUGAUUCAACAGAAGGCUGCUAUUCACAACAAGACUGUGGGUCGAAUGAAUGCUGCGUCUCCAACGAUCAGCCGAGGGGAAAACGAAUGUCCCUCGUGUUGGCUGGACACUGCCAGGCCAUGGGUCAACCGGGGUCACGGUGUCUGAUGCGAUACGGAGGAGGUAAGACUACACCACCUCUCGAUAUGGUAUACGCAUGUCCAUGUGGACCUGGUCUGAUGUGCAAGGGGAGUGGACUGAUUGAGGUUCCUCUGGGAGAAACGGGUGUGUGCACGCAUCACUGAAGACGGAGAUGAGAUUUCUUUGAAUUGAAAAUGAACAGUCACUGUAUUUGUAAUAGUGUAUAUAAAUUAAACAAUGUUUUGGUAAACU